UAUGRCACACUUGGGAAAUCCUUUUUAAUGGAAAUAAUUCCAGUGUUUGAUUCCCACCUUUCAUUAUUAUGCUGAGUGUCAUUGUACUCGCUUGUAGUAAAAGAUGUAAACAGGAAUUCAAUUUUGUGGUUACCAGAGCAUAACAUCCUAGCUCUAACGAGCUUCCAAGACAAACAUAUCAUUUUAAACUGCCAUGAGUGGGGUAGAAACUCGUCAAACGAAUAUCCAACGAUUUGGAUUAAAUCCAGAACCAUCGCCUGAUGUUUCAUCGUCUUCUUCAUCCUGGCAAGAAGCAUGGAAGGCYCACUGGAYARCAUUCGCAAUAAUUUUYACAUGCGUGGGUUUGUACAGCGCAUUUUCGCUUGUGAAGUCGCGAAAACGAAAGGARAAGAUAUCGAGAUAUUUGUCUUUCACUGUUUAUUCUYUGCURAUUCUUUUGGCGACUACCAGGCUUGUUUUCCUGCUAAUCUACCCACAAGAACUUAAGUCAAAAGACUUCAACAAGGCACUGCAAGUUUCUACAAGGAUAAUCUUUAGGCUUGGAUUUCCUUGCUUAACUGCGAGCUUUGCGUUUAUAGAUAUUUCUUUCGUCGACGCUGUGAGAGGAAAAAUCAGCAGAUCUCGCCUUAGAAGCAUUAAGUACCUCGGAGCGGUCGUAGGAGCGCACUUUGCCAUCGACUUAGCCGCGUCUGGUCUCACUAGCUUCGUGGAAGACACCUCUUCGCUGUACAUCGUCUGCGUAUCGUACUUUAUUAUUGUCUUGGUGAUUAUUAUGACUAGAAUCACUUACAGUGGGCGGAAGAUCCUACUCGAAGCUAAAGCAAACCAAAUGGCCCUACACGAGAUCUCAAGAGGUCAUUCCACUUCGAAUCCAUCAGAAAAACCUGAACUUCCACGCGAAAUAAAACGCGCGGUGAGAAAGGUGCGCAAAGUCAUCAUUUUGACAUGGAUUUCGUCUCUUAUGACGAUAGCGGUUUCAAUAUUCUCUCUGUUUUCAAUGGGGAUGUUGUUGACGGGCGAUGCUUUGCUACAGGAACCUUGGACAUGGUUUAUACACCAAACCGCCUUUCGUAUUUCUGAAUUAUUGUUGAUUGGUACGAUUUUGUUUGCUCUUGAGCCGAGUAAUUCAUAUAAGUUCAAUUGUAAACGAUUCCCUAGCUGCCUGACAAGAAAAGAGCGAUAUAACAUUGAAAAUACCACACGAACAAAAACCGACCGGUCGAUUUCUACGUAGCAUUGCUUAAUCUAUAAAUGGAUAUAUGAGAGGGUACAUCACAAAAGGGGUCUUGUGUCUAGCGUGAAAAUCCAGCCCUCCCAAAGAAGCCAAUUAAUUCACGGUGCGCAUCAAAAGGGUCUUAAUUCUUUAGAUACCUUUUGUGCUGUCCCUUCUCAUAUAUAUAAAGGUAUAAAUAUGGAAACCGACCGGUCGAUGUAAAACUCGGCAUGUCUAAUCAUAUAUAGAGCGAUGUGUUCUAUCGAGGGCGAGUGUGUAUUUAUAUAUAGCACGUUACUUAACCAACCAGAGCUCGUAUACUAGACAAAUCUAUUAUAACUUAUCAUAAUAUAAAUUAA
Molecule: messenger RNA, 1572 nt
Organism: Exaiptasia diaphana
Lineage: Eukaryota; Metazoa; Cnidaria; Anthozoa; Actiniaria; Aiptasiidae
Exons: 1
Coding region: 194-1234 (346 amino acids)
Source: RefSeq, a predicted model, not a curated record